UGAUUUAUUGGAAAAAAAAGGGGAAAAAAAAAAGAAACUCAAAUACAAUUUGUACAAAUAAUUUAUUCAUUCCCCGAUUUCCAAACUCGCCAUUCUCCGAUUCACAGAGCAAUACGGAACCCCCCCGGCGAUUUUUCGUUGACCUCGCCGAACCCAAGGUGCAGUUCGAGCGAAUAAAGCCGAGGGGAAGAUCAAAACCGAGGGAUUUGGUUCUCGAAAUGUUGUUGAGAGUAGGGCGUCGUUUCUCCGGCUAUGUAGCGGCAGUGUGAGAUCUUUCCGUCGGCGGAGAGGCCCCUUUGACUCGUCUCGGGGUUCAUUUCCGAGAUGGGUUCGAGUCCAAUUGGGGCGGGAGGGAGUGGAGCGGCGAGUAUUGGCGGCGGCGGCGGAGGCGGCGGCGACGGUUCCAGCAGCAGCUGCUUGUGUGGAUGGAAGUGGCAACAGAGACAUCUCAGGCUGGUCUCUUCUGGGUUCGUCUUCUUCUUCGGAUGCUUCGUUUUGUUUGGAUCGAUUGCUACACUCUACGCUUGGUUAGCUUUUACCCCUCAGUAUGUCCGUACGGUCGGCGGCAUCUCAUCGCUUGGAUGUCAAGAAGACAAUGAGGGUUCUUGGUCUAUUGGGGUCUUUUAUGGAGACUCUCCCUUUUCCCUUAAACCCAUCGAAACUGCGAAUGUAUGGAGAGAUGAGAGUGCUGCUUGGCCAGUUGCUAAUCCUGUUAUCACUUGUGCUUCGGUUUCUAAUGCUGGUUUUCCUAGCAAUUUUGUUGCCGACCCUUUUCUUUUUGUUCAGGGAGAUACUAUUUACUUAUUUUAUGAAACCAAGAAUUCGGUAUCUUUGCAAGGAGAUAUAGGCGUUGCAAAGAGUGUCGAUAAUGGAGCAACAUGGCAACAAUUAGGCGUUGCUUUGAAUGAGAAAUGGCAUCUCUCUUUCCCAUUUGUCUUUGAUCACCUUGGUGAGAUAUAUAUGAUGCCUGAAAGCAGUAAGAAAGGGGAAGUUCGUCUUUAUCGAGCGGUUAAUUUUCCUUUGAAGUGGGAAUUGGAUAAAAUUAUUCUCAAGAAGCCGCUUGUUGAUUCAGUCAUCAUCAAUCACAAUGGUAUGUAUUGGCUUUUUGGGUCGGAUCAUAGUGGGUUUGGUACCAAAAGAAAUGGGCAUUUGGAGAUAUGGUAUAGUAGCUCACCUCUUGGUCCUUGGAGGCCUCACAAGAGGAACCCUAUCUAUAAUGUAGACAAAAGCUUCGGUGCUCGUAACGGGGGCAGACCGUUUAUUCAUGAGGGUAGCCUUUAUCGCAUUGGUCAAGAUUGUGGCGAAACAUAUGGUAAGAAAGUUCGUGUUUUCAAGAUCGAAGUUCUUACAAAAGAUAGAUACAAGGAGGUAGAAGUUCCUUUGGGCUUAGUCGAACCGGUUAAGGGUCGCAAUGCUUGGAAUGGUGUUCGCUACCACCAUGUUGAUGCCCAGCAGCUUAGUUCUGGUAAAUGGAUUGGGGUGAUGGAUGGAGAUCGGGUACCCUCGGGUGAUUCAGUUCGUCGUUUUUUACUUGGUUGUGCUUCAUUUGCCGUGGUUGCUGUUCUUGUUAUUUUUCUGGGUCUGCUACUUGGAGCAGUGAAUUGCAUUGUUCCCCUUACCUGGUGCGUUUAUACUACGGGGAAGAGAAGUGACACAAUCUUAACCUGGGAAAAGCCAAAUUUAUUUUCUUCAAAAGUGAGGCGGUUCUGUAGCCGAGUGAAUAGAGCGCCUUCAAUCCUUCGAGGUUGGGUAAAAUCUAAUACUUGCACUGGCAGACUUGUUCUUGCUAUUUUAUUUGUAUUUGGAGUUGCACUGAUGUGCACUGCAGUGAAAUACAUAUAUGGGGGCAACGGUGCCCAAGAAGCGUACCCAUUUAAAGACCACUACUCUCAGUUCACGUUACUAACGAUGACCUAUGAUGCUAGACUUUGGAAUUUGAAAAUGUAUGUGAAGCAUUAUUCGAGAUGCUCAUCUGUUCGAGAAAUCGUUGUGGUGUGGAACAAGGGAGCACCUCCAGAAAUGAGUGAUUUGGAUUCAGUUGUGCCUGUUAGAAUCAGAAUAGAAGAGAAGAACUCGCUUAACAACCGGUUCAAGUUGGACGCUUUGAUUAAAACUCGAGCUGUUUUGGAGCUUGACGAUGACAUCAUGAUGACUUGUGAUGAUGUUGAGCGAGGUUUUAGGGUAUGGCGACAACACCCUGAUCGCAUUGUGGGCUUUUAUCCCCGACUUGUUAAUGGAAGUCCUUUGACAUACCGAGGCGAGAAAUAUGCUCGAACUCAUAAAGGGUACAAUAUGAUACUUACUGGGGCAGCUUUCAUUGAUAGUGAAUUUGCUUUUAAAAGGUACUGGAGUGCAAAUGCAAGGCCAGGCAGGGAUUUGGUUGAUAAGAUUUUUAAUUGUGAAGAUGUUUUAUUGAACUUUCUGUAUGCCAAUGCAAGCUCAUCUCAAACAGUAGAAUAUGUGAGGCCAGCUUGGGCAAUCGACACGUCAAAGUUCUCCGGUGCCGCUAUCAGCAAAAACACCCAAGUUCACUAUCAGUUAAGAAGCGACUGUCUCAAUAAGUUUUCGAAGUUGUACGGAAAUUUGGCUGAUCGGAAAUGGGGAUUUGACAGGCGCAAAGACGGAUGGGAUUUGUAACCGAUGAAAAGAGUUUCUCCCAAACAAAGGUCUCUGUAACUUAUGUUCAACAUUGCUGGUCCUUCUCUUCCGAGUGCUUUCAAGUGAAAACUUCCAAUGUUGAUCUCUUCCCCCCUUUGUGAAUUUACUUGGGGAGUUUGAAUAUCUAUAGUUUCAGUCAGUGAGAUGUACAUUGCUUGUCACGUUUUGAUUCGCCCUUCCCGAGAGACCGAUCCCGCUUGGGGUUCCCUAGAUGGCUGUUCCUGAUUGGCUUCGAGAUGGUCACCAACUCGCCACCCCGAUGCUCGCAGAUCAGCGAGUUCUGGUUCUCGGGUAUUCUGUUACUUCUUGUUGUAGCUUCAUUGUACCAUUUGCCCUCAUCUGAAGGACUGUAGAACUGUACUUUAACAAAAAGGUAAAGGGUAACCAAAAGAAAGCUCUGAAUUUUCAAUGGAAGAAAAAACACUGCCUUUUUCUUUUAUUUUUAAAUUUUAUAUAUUCCCCUUUCUUUUUUUGCUAGAAA
Molecule: messenger RNA, 3139 nt
Organism: Momordica charantia (bitter melon)
Lineage: Eukaryota; Viridiplantae; Streptophyta; Magnoliopsida; Cucurbitales; Cucurbitaceae
Product: glycosyltransferase family protein 47
Cellular component (GO): membrane
Molecular function (GO): glycosyltransferase activity
Source: RefSeq, a predicted model, not a curated record